AAUCCAUUGAACUCCAGGGUUUCUGCAGCCAUUGGAACUUCUGGACCAUGUCGGUGCUCGUGCCCAUCUUGAAGCAGGGCCUUUGGCAACGACCACAUGUGCCCGAGGAGGUGCCAGAGGAACUGCAGGGCCAUCUCAGCCAAGAAGACUACCAGCAGGUGAAAGGCGAGUUGGAUCAGCUGGUGCAGCGAGCAGCCAAAGCAAGGAGGUUUGCACUGAUCCGAGGCCUUGUCCUUUUUCUGGUCUUUCUGGCAGCUGCUAUUCCCUUCAUGGUCUUCGGUGCUCUUGGAACCGUACUGGAUAGUGUCAUGAAUUUUCGGUUGUUUGUGAUCUCUGCGGCUUUCGGCUUCUGUUCCAUCCCUUGCGCUUUCAGCGCCUACCACGCUGCAACUGUGCCACUGAGCCGGUGCAAGGGACCCACUAAUAUGCCUAAUUCAACCUUCAACCAGUUGCAUCGCCAGUACCCUGGCAUCCACUGGCAAUACCUUGAAGGGACUGAAAGUGAUGAGAGCAACGUGGUCGUUGCGGCCUUUCAGGCAACUCUGGUGGCAGCGGAUUCGGAGGCUGGAACCAAUUAAAGUGAUUUGCACCUGAAGGGUUCUACACCAGCAGUGCUCAUGAGCUUGUCCCAGAGUCUGUUGGGAUGGCCCUAAAAACGGGGCUGGUUGUGCAGCUUGUCCAAGAGGGACGCCACCUCAAAGCGUCAAAGACAGCAAGGUGACAACGAA
Molecule: messenger RNA, 728 nt
Organism: Durusdinium trenchii
Lineage: Eukaryota; Dinophyceae; Suessiales; Symbiodiniaceae
Source: the annotation of a GenBank genome assembly